Gigantopelta aegis is the source of this 1683-nucleotide messenger RNA. RefSeq names its product carcinoembryonic antigen-related cell adhesion molecule 5-like. The transcript has 7 exons. The coding region runs from base 1 to 1683 and encodes 560 amino acids. The record is from RefSeq and is a predicted model, not a curated record. Gene Ontology annotation, cellular component: cell-cell junction. Lineage: Eukaryota; Metazoa; Mollusca; Gastropoda; Neomphalida; Peltospiridae. Gene Ontology annotation, molecular function: cell adhesion molecule binding. Gene Ontology annotation, biological process: cell-cell adhesion.
AUGCAUGGCCAACUGCUUGCUACACCUAUGAACCGAAACAAAGAGUGUAAUGUGCCAGGGACACCAGAAGAUGAUGUUGAAAGAAGUAUUCCAACAGAGAUAGAUUCUCAACAGGAGGUGGAAUGUGUUCCAGUACAUGAAGAUACUAUACCACCGUCUACACAGAGAGAGCCUGAGAGAAGUGUGCUUCAGCCAAGUGACUUGAACAACAUGGCAGCACCUCUGAUUUUACAGACAAUGUUGUCACUUCAACAGCAGAUUCAACAGUUACAAACAGCUGUAAAUGGCAGAACACCAGAAGCAGCAAGUGGAUCAGCUCUCGUGGCUGGGAAUCAUAACUUGCAGUCAGCGCUGAACAGUCUGGCAGAAAGUGGGACAAACAAAACAUAUGGGGUUCCCCCAGACCUCUUGCCACAUAUGGACAUAGUAUCACCAAGCCUGAGGCGGCUGAUUAUCGAAGAUGGUCCAGACUCUGUCACAUUCAAUCCUCCACCACCUGGUUACAUCACAGAAGGACGGGAUCUGACUGUGAACUGUUCUGCUGACUGUAAUCCACCAUGUGACUACUCCUGGACACUGGGAACUCAACAAAUCUCAUCAAGCUCUCUGUUAACACUGACACACAUCAACAGGACCUGGGCAGGAGUAUACACGUGUACAGCGAACAAUACUUUUAUACCAAAAUCGAAAAGUAAACACUUCAAUCUGACAGUUUUCUAUCCACCAAGUGAAGCUCCAGUUAUUUCAGGAACAGUGUUCCCUGUGUUUGAGGGUGACAACAUAACACUGCACUGUUCUACAACAGGUGGAAACCCGAAACCAAAUCUGACUUGGUCCUGUCCUGGAGAGUCUACGUCUUGUUCUAACACUGACAGAGGAGAAACCAGAACCUGUACAAUAUCAUUUACAGCCAACAGAACUGAGAAUAACAAAACAUGUAUGUGUACCCCAUCCUGGCAGUAUGGAGGAUACACUGAGAUUGUAUCCAGGAGAUUGACCAUUUACUAUCCUCCUGGCACACCGAAUUUGUCUUCGAAUUCAUCACAUCCAUGGCUUGAAGACAGGGCAGGUUCACUGAUUUGUUUUUUACCUAGAGGAGACCAAGGAUACCCAGAGGCUACCUUUCACUUGAUGAGAAAUAACAAUACUAUAGAACACACAGGAUUCAACUACACGUUCACACCAUCAAAGGAAGACAACGGAGACGAGUACAAGUGUACAGCUGGGAAUCUCUUCACAGACAGAGACGGACAAUCGAGACCUGUGUCUAACACAGUGCAGCUCAAUGUGUACUAUUCCCCCAGAAUACAAAUAAAGAUGUUGACUUCAAACCCUCACAAGGAAGGUGAUGACCUGAACUUGACCUGCACAGCAGUCAGCAAUCCCAGUUCACAGCGAGUCACGUGGAUCUAUGGAGGACAUGUGACGAAUGGUGGAAACUUGACAUUAACAAACCUAAACAGAACUGAUCAUGGACAGUACAGAUGUAACGUAACAGUAGCUGCUGGUUCCUACAGAAAUCUGACAAACUCGAGUGACACCCAAGUUGUUGUGAACUAUUUUCCCGAGAACAGGUGUGCCAUGAUAAUCAAGUUCCGUUUUCAUAAAGUCGGUGUACAGUCAGUUUAUCACCCAAGAUGUAAUCAUUAUGAAGAACCUGACCACUUCCGCUAUCAUGUUUGA